Molecule: messenger RNA, 1257 nt
Organism: Rhodamnia argentea
Lineage: Eukaryota; Viridiplantae; Streptophyta; Magnoliopsida; Myrtales; Myrtaceae
Product: MDIS1-interacting receptor like kinase 2-like
Exons: 2
Coding region: 171-1112 (313 amino acids)
Biological process (GO): protein phosphorylation
Molecular function (GO): protein kinase activity; ATP binding
Source: RefSeq, a predicted model, not a curated record
ACAACAAAAAGCUGCUGCUGAUAUUGGUUCCAACUUUAGCUUGCCUACUCUCUUUGUUUCUUGUUGUGGGAGGUUUGAGUAUCGUACGCCGAAGAGUAAGGAAAACAGAGGCUAGUUCGAAAGAUGGAACCAAUGAAAACCCGUGGGCAGUAUUGAGUUUUGAUGGAGGAAUGGCCUACGAGAGCAUUAUUGAAGCUACGGAGGAGUUUGAUCCCAAAUAUUGCAUCGGUGUGGGAGGACAUGGGAGUGUUUACAAGGCCCGGUUGCAAACAGGGGAGACUGUUGCUGUAAAGAAACUUAAGGAAGCAGUGGACGUCGAAAUUGCUAGUCGAAAAGCAUUUGAAAGGGAGAUUCAUGCAUUGACCGAAACUCGGCACCGGAACAUCGUCAAGCUCUAUGGCUUUUGCUUGAGUUCUCGACAUUCAUUUUUGGUGUACGAGUUCUUGGAAUGUGGCAGCUUGAAGGAUGUAUUGAACAAUGAGGAGAGGAUAACAACAUUUGAUUGGAAGAAGAGAUUGAAUGUCGUUAAAGGUGUGGCUUACGCUUUGUGCUACAUGCACCAUGAAUGCUCUCCUCCUAUAAUUCAUCGAGACGUAUCGAGCAAGAACGUUUUACUGGAUGCAGAAUACGAAGCUCACGUCUCUGAUUUUGGCACGGCUAAGGUUCUACAAUCUUAUUCAUCCAAUUGGACUUCCUUUGCAGGCACCUUUGGAUAUGCAGCUCCAGAACUCGCAUACACAAUGGAGGUGAACCACAAAUGCGAUGUUUAUAGCUUCGGAGUGGUGACACUAGAAAUAAUCGUGGGAAGACAUCCAGGCGAUCUCAUAUCUUCUCUUGUGUCCUCAUCUUCAUCAUCCUUGCGCCAUUCAACAGCUUCUUGGCCACUGAAAGAAGUGUUAGAUCAAAGAAUUCCAUUCCCGGAAGGUGGUGUGCUCGGGGAAGUGGCUUUCGUGACAAAGAUGGCAUUUUCGUGCUCAAGGUCCAAACCAGAGCAUCGUCCAAGCAUGCAACAAGUUUCUCGAGCGAUAUCGGCACAUAACUCAAUCGUGUUAAGCGCAUCGGAGGACAUCAAAUUGGAAGAGGUAGUUGAUCCUACAUGCUUCACUUAUUGAGAUGUUUUGGUCUUUCUGUUGCAGCCUGUGCAGCAAGCUAUCUCUUGUAUUUUAUUUAUCUUAGUCAACUUCAUUAUCUAUCUUUACAAUGUAUUAUUAAUUAUUGCAAAGCACUUAAGAUUCACUGCAAUCUGCAAUUUCAACC